GAAAAUGUUAAUGGAAAAGAAGAUGAUGGGUUUGCCAUGACAGGGCAAGAUUCUGACAAUGAUGAGGAGCAUGAGAUGAAGGAUGAUGAUGUUGCUGAUAUGCCUGAGGAGACUGAGGAUGAUGUUGUACAGAAUGAGGGUGAGAAUCUAACCAACAAGGAUGCUGUUGUAGAGAAUGAGGAUGCUGGUAUAGAGAAAGAGGAUGCAAAUGUUGAGAGUGACCAUUCAGGUGUGAAUAAGGAAGGUAAUGCAGAGACUGAGGACUCUAAAGAAGAGACUGAGAAUGCUGGUGGUGUUCCUGAAGACAAAAAUGAAAAAGAAAUGCAAGAGAAGAACACUGAAGAAGAACAAGAAGCUUGUGACAUGCCUACGUUUAACAUAUUGACUCAGUCUCAAGGUAGUGAGAGAAAAAAAAGACACCGUGAAAAUGCAAGAGGAGGGACUAUCUGCACAAGAAGAUAAAAAUGACACUGCUGAAUCUGGUUGGGGUAUGGGGUCACAUGACAAUAGUCAGUUUAUCCCAGAGAUGUGCAAGAGUGCAGAUGAAGUGGCAAAAAGGCUUUUGAGAGCUAUUCUUCUAAUCCAUGCAGAGCAAUUAUAGUAAAGCCUGACCAGGAGGAUCUUCCCAAACAAAAGCGUUUUGUUAGGUCACCAGUGAAGUACACUCCAUCUGAGCAUUCAGCAAAGAGGAGGAAAAGAGAAAAGGGUAAGAAAAGAGCUGACGAUGAAUUUCUGCCUCCACUCAAGGAAGUAGUUGGACCUUUCACAGAAGAUCCAACAGAGAGCCCACCAGAUCAUGAAAUAGAGAGGGUGAGAGAAUACCUCAAAGUUGGAUUGUUGAAGAAGUUUCAAAAAAGCAAAAAUCCCAGAAGGUACACAAUGGAUGAAGACAAAAUGAUUCACAAGCCGUUCUUGCUAGACAGUAUUAAAGUUGAAUAAAAAACAUGGUUGUAUGACAUGUUUAUGAAUCAUGAAUGGAUCACUGACAAG
Molecule: messenger RNA, 990 nt
Organism: Cuscuta epithymum
Lineage: Eukaryota; Viridiplantae; Streptophyta; Magnoliopsida; Solanales; Convolvulaceae
Source: the annotation of a GenBank genome assembly